CGGAGUGUUAAUCUGCAAAUUUCCUUCUCCUGUCAAACCAUUCCUGUUUGUCGACAUGCCAGGAAAGGACAACCGGGUUGGCUGAAUAAAGAUAAUUGUCAGACAAUACACCAGUUGUGCUAUUGGCGGAUUGUCGUACAGUUUCAUACGUACACACGCCUCCCGCGCAAUGUAUGACAGCAUAUAUACUUGAUGGUAAAGAGACACCGAUGGCGCUCGUGGUUUCAUAAUUAUCGCAAGCAGGGGACGAGCAAGACACAAUAUGGAGAUAACGACGUAUAAAAUGAUAUUGGCAGUGCUGAUGUUUGUCUGUUUAAUGAUUAGUGAUUCAGAAUGUGGCAUUCCUUUGAACUCAUUUCUCUCGGCUAACGCCAAAUUAGGAAGGGACGCCGACGACGUGGAGAAUUUUGAUGACGAGACAGCAAAUAUCCAAGGCGUGCGAGGACAAGAUCUUCGGAAGCUGAUUUUGAAGAAACUACGAUUCCGGGAUUUAGAGGACCAGAGUCAGCCAAGUCUUAUAGAAAGCUUUCAGUUCCCAGUGAAGCGGAAUCAGAACAACCUUGUGGAUAAAGUAGCUGCUCUUCUUUCCGGUCUCAAAGUCCGGCAGAUUUCCGACAGUCCGAAUGUGCGAAUGCCCAGUCUUAGGUUUGGCUAAGCAAAAACUCAACAUGGACUUGGAUAAUCGGUUAUAGAAAGAGUUUAAUUUUCACUUUUGUCCAAGUAAACAUAAUAUGGAUACCAUGAAUAAAUGUGACAAGUAUACAAUAAUUACGAACAAUCAAAUAUGCCUAUUAAGACAAUAUGUGUUAAAUCAUGACUUAUCUAUUGUUUUAUCUAACUAUACGUUUUCAUCUUUUCCUAUUCCAUCUGCCAUGUCCAGGUAUAACUACCGGGUUGUCAAUCUGUUUAUUAACAGCAUGAUGACAUUGAUCUGACCACCUCCACAGGUGAGGUAGUGGUGUAUACUGUAAUCUAUAGGUAUCUGACCACCUCCACAGCUGAGGUAGUGGUGUAUACUGUAAUCUACAGGUAUCUGACCACCUCCACAGCUGAGGUAGUGGUGUAUACUGUAAUCUACAGGUAUCUGACCACCUCCACAGGUGAGGUAGUGGUGUAUACUGUAAUCUAUAGGUAUCUGACCACCUCCACAGGUGAGGUAGUGGUGUAUACUGUAAUCUACAGGUAUCUGACCACCUCCACAGCUGAGGUAGUGGUGUAUACUGUAAUCUAUAGGUAUC
This is a messenger RNA of Pecten maximus, 1238 nucleotides long. RefSeq lists its product as uncharacterized. Lineage: Eukaryota; Metazoa; Mollusca; Bivalvia; Pectinida; Pectinidae. The record is from RefSeq and is a predicted model, not a curated record. The coding region runs from base 263 to 655 and encodes 130 amino acids. The transcript has 4 exons.